AUGCCCGAGGCCCCGCCUUCAGAACUAACACUUAUACGACGUUACCAAUGCGUUUCCGCCAAGACAGAGAUUACUUCUGUGGGCAUGUCUCCUACUUCGUCUUCUUUGGCCUCCGCAUUCAGCGUCUAUGCCACCCCAAGCACAGGUCAGUCGUGGGUUGACGUUUUUGACCUAUCCAGCCAGAAGGGCUACACCAAAGUCACCGGCUCUCACGCUGCUCUUGGACCCGCGGGGGCUGCUAAGAACCGAGUUGCAACCAUCCGGGAUUGGACUGUGCAAGUUGGCCAGGGUGUGGAAUAUCACCAUGGCAGCACCGUAUUAGUUCGGGACCUUUGCACAGGCAAGACGAUCGUUGAAUUAAAGGGGGCUGUUUCUGGGCCUGUUGUCUGGAGCAGAGAUGGCAUUGCUAUUGCGGCUGGUGAAGGCAACGGAAGAAUGGGAGUGUGGGACGCGCGAACGGGUGCUAGAGUCGGCAGAGUUGUCAGUCACAUAGACAAGAUUACCCACGCUGCCUUUACACCCGAUCACAAGGUUGUUACGCUCUCCCGCGACGGCACGGUUCGCAUCACGGACCCCAGGACUGCCAAGACCAUCACGAAGCUCGAAAUCGAGGGCCGCGGAUCAACCAAUCCACGCCAGCUGGCCGUUUGCCCCAAUGGACGGACCAUUGUGUCACUUUGGGGAACCAUGGUUCAUAUCUGGCUCCCGCAGACCAACUACCUCACUUCGUACAAUCUCAAUGCCACCCGCGCCACAGAGGGCUGGCCCCUUUGCAUCUCUCCGGAUCUGCGCUGGAUGGUAAAUCGCACUGAAAAUGGCUUCGAUGUUGUCGAUGUCGCCUCUGGACUUAUCGCUUGGGAAGGCCGCGAGAAUGACAGUGUUGGAAGCAUGGUCACUGCUGCUGCAUUCUCUGCCGAUACCAAAGUACUUCUGUUAGGAAGAAUGAAUGGCACCGUAGAGGCUUGGGAUCUCGAAGAAGGGUCGGCCAUUCAAAGUGCUAGGUCUGGCGUUGAACGACUUGGCCUGACUGGCUGA
Messenger RNA from Metarhizium brunneum ARSEF 3297, 1035 nucleotides. RefSeq lists its product as uncharacterized. Gene Ontology annotation, molecular function: protein binding. The record is from RefSeq and is a predicted model, not a curated record. NCBI's taxonomy places the organism in Eukaryota, Fungi, Ascomycota, Sordariomycetes, Hypocreales, Clavicipitaceae.